Molecule: messenger RNA, 3019 nt
Organism: Ipomoea nil (Japanese morning glory)
Lineage: Eukaryota; Viridiplantae; Streptophyta; Magnoliopsida; Solanales; Convolvulaceae
Product: exocyst complex component SEC10
Exons: 26
Coding region: 242-2752 (836 amino acids)
Biological process (GO): Golgi to plasma membrane transport; exocytosis
Cellular component (GO): cytoplasm; exocyst
Source: RefSeq, a predicted model, not a curated record
UUUUGUUCACCCCCAACAAAAAAAAAAAAAAGAAAAAACAUCUUUUACAACGUUGAGAUCUUCUCCCUAUAUGCUUCCAGCUCCAAUUCACCGAAGCACAACUAUCUCUUGGCACCUUCUCCUGCAAAUCUCUUCCUCCCUUUUUCGUAAUUUCCCAGGUGCGCUCUUCAUUUCUUCUGGAUCACCAGUUCACCACUCCAACAGACUGAAUUAAGGAAGCUGGGUCUGAUCACUAAACAAGAUGAAAGAGAGUAUAGAUGGAACAAAAAUUGACAGAUUAUCAAAAUCUUUGUCUACCGACUCAUGCCCGCUUGUUCUAGACAUAGAUGACUUUAAGGGGGACUUUUCUUUUGAUGCAUUAUUUGGAAGCUUGGUGAAUGAACUCUUGCCUUCUUAUCAAGAUGAAGAAACAGCUUCAUCGGAAGGGCACAUCACCAUUUCUGGAAAUGAUUCAGUACCAAAUGGGAAUCUGCGGAUGCCACCUGAUGCAGGAAAAUCAGCACAUGGGCAACUAAAUGCCCUGUUUCCUGAAGUUGAUGCUUUACUAGAUCUAUUCAAGAAUUCUUGUACGCAAUUGAUUGAUCUCAGAAAAGAGAUUGAUGGUAAACUAAACAAUCUCAAGAAAGAAGUUGCAGUACAAGACUCAAAGCACCGGAAGACAAUUACUGAGCUAGAGAAGGGUGUGGAUGGCUUGUUUGAUAGCUUUGCGCGUCUGGAUUCUCGUAUAUCUAGUGUGGGUCAAACUGCUGCCAAAAUAGGAGAUCAUUUGCAGAGUGCAGAUGCGCAGCGUGAAAAUGCUAGUCAAACCAUAGACCUCAUUAAGUACCUGAUGGAAUUCAAUGGUAGUCCUGGAGAUCUGAUGGAACUUUCUCCUUUGUUCUCUGAUGAUAGUCGUGUUGCUGAGGCUGCUUCAAUUGCACAGAAAUUGAGAUCAUUUGCUGAGGAAGAUAUUGGAAGACAAAGUAUAACUGCCCCAUCAGUGGUUGGGAAUGCUACAGCAAGCAGAGGGUUGGAGGUUGCCGUUGCUAACCUCCAAGAAUACUGCAAUGAGUUGGAAAACAGAUUGCUAUCCCGAUUUGAUGCAGCAUCACAAAGGCGGGAGUUGUCUACGAUGGCAGAAUGUGCUAAAAUUUUGUCAAAGUUUAACAGGGGUACCAGCGCUAUGCAACACUAUGUGGGUUUACGUCCCAUGUUUGAUGUAGAGGUGAUGAAUGCAGAUGCUAAAUUGGUUCUUGGUGAUCAAGAGGCCCAACCUAGCCCUAGCAACAUUGCCCGUGGUCUUUCUACAGUCUAUAAAGAUAUCACAGACACUGUAAGAAAAGAAGCAGCCACUAUAAUGGCAGUAUUUCCCUCUUCAAAUGAUGUUAUGUCAAUACUGGUCCAGCGUGUUUUGGAGGAUCGAGUUCCAAAACUUCUAGAGAAAUUCUUGGUAAAACCAUCUCUUCUUAAUCCACCUCCUAUGGAAGAAGGUGGUCUUAUACUGUAUCUCAGGUUAUUGGCUGUGGCAUAUGAAAAGACACAGGAACUUGCUAGAGAUUUACGUGGUGUUGGGUGUGGUGACUUGGAUGUUGAAGGCCUGACAGAAUCUCUGUUCCUUCCCCACAAAGAUAGUUAUAUUGAGUGUGAGCAAGCCUCUCUCAGACAACUUUACAAAGCUAAGAUGGAGGAACUGCGUGCUGAAAGCCAGCAGUCUUCGGAGUCAUCUGGGACAAUUGGACGGUCAAAGGGUGCUUCAGUUGCAUCGUCUCUCCAGCAGAUUUCUGUUGCAGCAGUAACAGAGUUUGUGCGUUGGAAUGAAGAAGCAGUAUCUAGAUGCACCUUGUUUUCACCACAGCCUGCGAUGCUUGCUGCCAAUGUUAGAGCUGUUUUCACCUGCCUUCUAGAUCAAGUUAGUCUAUAUGUUACAGAAGGCCUUGAGAGAGCCAGGGAUAGCCUUACUGAAGCUGCAGCUUUAAGGGAAAGAUUUGUGUUGGGAACAAGUGUUAGUCGAAGGGUUGCUGCAGCAGCUGCUUCUGCUGCGGAAGCAGCAGCUGCUGCUGGUGAAAGCAGUUUCAAAUCUUUCAUGGUGGCUGUUCAACGUUGUGGAAGCAGCGUGGCUAUUGUUCAGCAAUUUUUUGCCAACUCUAUUUCCCGGCUUUUGUUACCUGUGGAUGGUGCCCAUGCUGCUUCAUGUGAAGAAAUGGCAAAGGCAAUGUCCAGUGCGGAAGGUGCUGCUUAUAAGGGGCUUCAACAAUGCAUUGAAACUGUUAUGGCUGAGGUGGAACGUUUGCUAUCAACAGAACAAAAGACAACAGAUUUUCGGUCACCUGAUGAUGGCAUUGGCCCAGAUCAUCGACCAACAACUGCCUGUACAAGAGUUGUUGCAUACCUAUCCCGAGUGCUUGAAUCUGCAUUUACUGGGCUUGAUGGGCUAAAUAAACAAGCUUUCCUCACUGAACUGGGCAAUCGCCUUCACAAAGGGUUGCUUAAUCAUUGGCAGAAGUUUACCUUCAAUCCUAGUGGAGGACUCCGCUUGAAGCGUGAUAUAACUGAGUAUGGAGAGUUUGUUCGUAGUUUCAAUGCCCCCUCAGUUGAUGAGAAAUUUGAAUUGCUGGGCAUCAUGGCAAAUGUCUUUAUUGUUGCUCCUGAAAGCCUUUCCUCUCUGUUUGAGGGAACCCCAAGUAUUAGGAAAGAUGCGCAGAGGUUCAUUGAGCUUCGGGAUGACUACAAAAGUGCAAAACUUGCAUCUAGAUUUAGCUCCUUGUUUGGCUAGAACUCGAUACUAAGCGAUAUGUGUGUAGAGGCAAUGUAACUCUAAAGACUGCUUCGGCUCACAAUGUUGUUAUGUUUGUACCUAGUACUGAAUGCAUUGGGCAUUUUGCAAGUGAUGAUUGGCUCACAAUGUUGUUAUGUUUGUACCUAGUACUGAAUGCAUUGGGCAUUUUGCAAGUGAUGAUUUGACAGUUUCUGUAAGUUGAGAGGAUUACAACAUUAGACAAAAGGAAGGUCGGUAUAUGAUUGUUUUUUAUUUUUCUGGAAA